This is a messenger RNA of Fusarium keratoplasticum, 1128 nucleotides long. Its product is annotated as Glyco-hydro-cc domain-containing protein. Gene Ontology annotation, biological process: fungal-type cell wall polysaccharide metabolic process. The coding region runs from base 1 to 1128 and encodes 375 amino acids. The record is from RefSeq and is a predicted model, not a curated record. Gene Ontology annotation, cellular component: fungal-type cell wall. The transcript has a single exon. Lineage: Eukaryota; Fungi; Ascomycota; Sordariomycetes; Hypocreales; Nectriaceae.
AUGAAAAUCCAAUCGCUUCUUUUGGCUACCUAUGCGACCCUUGCCGCCAGUCGAGCUCUGCGUUGCAAGCCCCAUGAGCAUCUCUCGUACCAUCGCAGCAACUAUACUUUGCCCGGAGGAGAGCUGGCCUCAGGCACUCCUAGCAUCUCAACGGAUGAAGCUAUCGCUUCGUAUGGGCACAGCACUCCCUCGUCCCUACCCCUGAAUGUGACCACCUUAGCCAGCCUUACUCGUACAACCGGCCCAAUCGAGCACCAUUCAUCCUCCAACCUUCCGGUGGAGACGUCUCUACCUACAACUACAGCUUUCGUUUCCGUGUCGACCACCACCGCCACUACUGUGCAGCCCACUUCUCCCACCAUUUCACUUGUGGCGGUUAAGUCCAGUGGUGUACCAGAAACUGUCAACUCUGACAAGCGACCUAAGAAGGGCAUGUCCUUCACCAACCAAGACGUGGCACAAACCUGGGGUCAAAAGAAGAUUGGCUGGGCUUACAACUGGUGGACCGGUCGAGGUGACAUCCCCAAGGAGAUGGAGUAUUAUCCCAUGGUCUGGUGUCCCACCAAGAUUGGUGUGGACGGCUGGACAAAUGAUGCCGAGGCUGCCAUUGCUUCUGGAUCUAAGCAUCUGCUGGGUUUCAACGAGCCGGACCAACACGGGCAGUGCGAUAUCCCAGUGGAGCAGGCUGUUGAGGGAUACAAGAGUUACAUGAACAAGUUCAAGGGACGAGCUCUCCUUGGUUCACCGGCCGUCACCAACAACCCCGCUCCUCGAGGUCUCGACUAUCUCAGCCGGUUCCUCGACCAGUGCGGCAACGACUGCCAUGUCGAUUUCCUCGUAACCCACUGGUAUGGGGUGGAGCAGAAUGGAGUGUGGAACUUCCAGCGUCACGUCAACAAGACCAUCGAGCUCGCCGAAAAGCACGGUAUUUCGCAGGUCUACAUUACCGAGUUUGGAAUGACGGGAGCCGACGUCGAGACGACCAGUUCUUUCAUUGAAGAAGUUGUGCCUUGGCUGGACCAGAACGAAGCAGUUGGUGGAUAUGCGUACUUUGGAUUCUACGACGGCAUUCUGAUGAAGGGCGAUGCUAUCAGUGAGCUUGGUCAAGCCUACGCAAGGGCGGGCUAG